AUGGAUUCUGGUUCAGAUUCGAAUAUUGAGGAAAAUUAUAAUUUUAAAACUGGAAUUACGGAAGAAUUUUCCGAUUUGGAUGUUGAAGAAUUCAAUGAAUCAUGGUUCAAUGAAGAUUCAGAUCUAAAUAUAAAAAAACUAGAUGAAACUACUGUCAAUCGAAUGCAAAUAUAUACAAAAUUUAAUAUUCCAGUUUCUCAACGUGAUAAUGGAGAAAUUAAGUUCAAAGCAACUGCAAUGACUUGUAAAUCAGCUGCUACAACACAAAAAAAAAACAAGCAACAGCCAAAAAGAAAUUUAUCAAAAAAAGUACCAAAUAAAAUUAUAAUUUUUUCAGAUUCUGAGAAAGAAACUAUUUCAAACAAAAAGCAUAAGUCGGAAUCAAAUGAACUUUAUGAAUUAGAAAUUGAAGAACAAAAAUAA
Molecule: messenger RNA, 423 nt
Organism: Dentiscutata erythropus
Lineage: Eukaryota; Fungi; Glomeromycota; Glomeromycetes; Diversisporales; Gigasporaceae
Source: the annotation of a GenBank genome assembly